GUCACGUACUUUACUCUCGAUCACCUCCCCUUCGCAGUGUUCACUUCUGCUCCAACCUAAAGAGGAAGAGGGUCCCGUUUACUGUGCUCGGCUUGUUUACAUUCCUUCCCAUCACAUUAAACCAAUUUCUUCAGAAGUCGCUUGUUUAAAAGCAGAAAGGAUGUCGUUGUACCCAUCGCUAGAAGACCUUAAAGUGGACAAGGUCAUGAGGGCACAAUCCCAGUUUGCUGAUGCCACCUCCAGCACUCCAGCCAUCACUCAGGGUGCUUACCAGCCACAGCCUGCUACACAGGGGAUGCCAAGCUCAACUUUGUACCCCAAUCUGGAGGAGCUGGGAGACUACAUGGGACUCAGUCUGAACAGCGAUGAGGUCCAGAGAAACCUUGCACUGGUCCCAGUGGCUACUCAAGUGGCAGUGCCAAGCUCAGUGGGUGGCAUGGUGCGGCCCGUGACUGGGGCAGACAUGGGCAUCAGGAGGGCAGAGAUUCGCCCUGGUCUACGCGAGGUCAUUCUCUGCAAAGACCAGGAGGGAAAGGUCGGCCUGCGGCUCAGAGAUAUCGAUAAUGGAGUGUUUGUGCAGCUGGUCCAGGCCAACUCUCCAGCGGCAUUGGCUGGUCUGCGUUUUGGAGAUCAGGUUCUGCAGAUUAAUGGGCAGAACGUUGCUGGCUGGAAUUCAGAUAAGUCCCAUAAAGCUCUGAAGGCAGCAGCAGAACAGCGCAUUGAGCUCAUCGUUCGAGACAGACCAUUCCAGCGCACAAUCACCAUGCACAAGGAUAGCUCCGGCCAUGUGGGCUUUAUCUUCAAAUCUGGGCGCAUCACAUCUCUAGUGAAGGACGGUUCUGCUGCUCGCAACGGCCUGCUGACCGAACAUUACAUCUGUGAGAUCAACGGGCAAAACGUUAUUGGACUCAAGGACACUCAGAUUAAGGACAUCUUGACCACAUCUCCCACUGCCAUGACCAUCACCAUCAUGCCUAAAUUCAUCUUUGAACACAUGAUCAAGAAGAUGUCAGGCGGCCUGCUGAAGUCCUCAAUGGAUCACUCUGUGCCUGAGGUCUAAACACAGGAGACCACGCAAAAACCCCCUUCCCACAAUGCCUACAAUCUCUAGCCUUCCCACUGGAGCCUUCAGCACAGGGCUAGCCUAUCACUGAUUGGAUAAGACCUCCUCAAUCACAUUCAUUUAGAACAUGGGAAAAAACAAACGGGCCUUUUUCUAUUUCACUUGUUGGCCGUUAUCGUUCUGCCUUCUAGUUCUUGAUUCUGUCCUUCCAUGUCAUCGUGCCAUUGUUUAAUUACUGUCAUAUUACAUGUUAUAUAAUAAUAAUCCAUCGCCAUUCUUGAAAUAUUAGCAUUAUUAUAUGAUUAUUUUACUUUAGCUGGGAGGCAGGGGGCUAAAAAACAGAAUCUGAGCUUCCUUUCUGAAAGGCUUCAACACUUCUAACUUGUCUAUUCCUCCCACUAUGCACAAACACUUUGUGUUUUUUUUUAUUCAUAUUUUUUUAACUUGUAUAUGCCAAGACAGCUGUACUCUGCCAGAAAGGAUCCUGGGCCAGAAUUUAUAAUACAACUCAUUUCUUAUUGAUUCACGAUGUUUUUUUUUUAGAUGUUUAAUCUUUGAUAAUAUUCUAUUAUUAUCCUGUAAAUGUUAGUGUCUCUAAACUUUAUAUACGAAUGUAACCUGAAGACUGAAAUUAUUGCAAAAAUAAAUCAUCCUGGUGAUACCAUUGGAA
Messenger RNA from Danio aesculapii, 1733 nucleotides. RefSeq names its product syndecan binding protein (syntenin) 2 (gene sdcbp2). The transcript has 9 exons. Gene Ontology annotation, molecular function: protein binding. The record is from RefSeq and is a predicted model, not a curated record. Gene Ontology annotation, cellular component: cytoplasm; plasma membrane. NCBI's taxonomy places the organism in Eukaryota, Metazoa, Chordata, Actinopteri, Cypriniformes, Danionidae. The coding region runs from base 161 to 1060 and encodes 299 amino acids.